Molecule: messenger RNA, 1858 nt
Organism: Schistosoma mattheei
Lineage: Eukaryota; Metazoa; Platyhelminthes; Trematoda; Strigeidida; Schistosomatidae
Source: the annotation of a GenBank genome assembly
GUUUUUGCAAUUCAAAUUAUCCAAUAGCAUAGCUAAACGAAAUCUGGCAGUUUUUCAAAUUGCCUGAUCAACCAAUCAUCUUGCAACAGUUUGACCUUCAAUCAUUCGCAACCUCCGUCAGUGGACGAUACCCCUAAAGCGUUGCCAGUACGAUAAAUAAGCUUCUUUUCGUACGAAAAGAGAAAUUCAUGCGACGGAAUUGGCUCGAAUGCUGGCUGAAGUACCAUCAGGACGACAAGAUGAUGUCGCUCUGAAAAUUUUUCAAAACAUUAUUAAUGUAAGUAUUGUGUUUUUCAAAUAUUUUUCCCUCCGUUUUUUAUUUUUGGAAGGUUACUGUCGCAUUAUAUUAUUAGGGAUUUACGUCAUGGUUGAUUUGAAGGAGGAAGGACAUCUGUAGAGUAUUGCUACCCUCUAGACUUGAAGAGUUUAACUUCAGUCCUAUGAUUCACUGGCCUUUAUUUGCUGAAGAGGAGUCCCAAAUUUGGACAAAACUACUGUUCAGUGUUUUUUGGUCUUCAAUAAUACUCCAACGGAUAUUGAUUCUCCAGGAAUCACGCAAAAUACUAAAUAAUACUGAUAUUAAUUCAGAAACUAAAAAUGAUACAAUAGGACAAGCUUUCGCAUUAACUUUUGAAAAUACAGCUGUACUAUGUGAUUUAAUUUUACGUUUUCCUGAUGUUUAUCAUUCACAUUAUGAUGGAAUUAAUGAGAUAUCUAUAUUAUUAAAAUGGUCAUUUAAUUUAUUACGUGAAUCACAAUUAAUGAGUAAAUCAGAUGAAAAUAUUUUACAUUUAACUGAACAAGAAUUAAAUUUUGUAAUCAGAGAUUCAAAUUAUGUAAAUGAGUUUAGUUCAGAUCAGAAAAUGAUUAGAGAGAAACUGAGAGUAGAAUCAGCACGUAAAGCGAAAAAAUCAAGUGUUAAACGUGUCAAGAAACCUCGACUUACACCAGUUCGAAGUGAACUCUAAUAGUUUAUUUAAAUGUCCCCUAUACAUAUAUGUACACAAAUGCAUAUGUAUAUAUCAUUAUGAUUUUUUUCUAACUUUCCGUUUUCCUUCAUAAUUCACUACUUUUGGUGGUAUCAUGGGUGGUGCUCUUAUCGACAUAAUCUUAUUAUUAUUAUUGUUUAUAAAUCUCUCUGUGCGUGCUUGCCUAGUUGAAUGUAGUACUAUUCAAGGAAUUUCAAAGUGUUCAUAUCGAAACAUAUCUAUCAUCAAUUAAUAAUGAAGUUUGUGGUCAUUGAUUACAAAUAACUAUUUUUAUGUCUGUGCCUGGGACACUGAAAUUCCUAGUUGCUUUUACUAAUUCUGAACAUAAGCAUACAAACUUACAUUCAAUUAUUGUCUGUUUGCUUUUUGGGUUUUGCUAUUACUUGUAAAAUUUGAUAACUUCAUUUGACUCUUGUCACUCUUCAGUGUACUGUGUAGUAUAUAACUUGUUGGAUUAAUAUAAAAUUCUGUUUGUUAAUUGUUUCUGUCUUGUUUUUUCUUUUUAAUUUUCUUAAAUAUCUACUUGUUUUAUGAAAUAAAGUUUCAAAAUGCACUCAUAUUUGUUCCGUUUGUAAGUGAAGUAAAAGAUAUUUCAACAAAGAAAAAUUGUUUGUUAAUCAUGUUAUUUUCUAAAAUGUUGUACAUUCAUAUCUAUAGGUUAAUUUUAUAAAUAAAACAGGAAUUUGUUGUACCGGUAAUGAAGUUACCAAAAAUUAAUCUAACAUAUUUCCAAGUCAGAAGAGGUUUUGUGGAGAUUUUAGAAAUUUCACUAGUUGAAAUCAUGAGUCAAUUGAAGUUAGACCAUCAUUAAAAACCUGGAAGCACUGGACGACCAUUUCGUCCUAGUGUGGUACUCCUCAGCAGUGCGC